Priceomyces carsonii is the source of this 336-nucleotide messenger RNA. RefSeq lists its product as uncharacterized. Lineage: Eukaryota; Fungi; Ascomycota; Pichiomycetes; Serinales; Debaryomycetaceae. The transcript has a single exon. The record is from RefSeq and is a predicted model, not a curated record. Bases 1 to 336 code for a protein of 111 amino acids.
AUGAAACCCAGAAGUUCCUUUUUUGCCUUUCUGCUUGUUCUUUUGCUACUACAACUGAUUUUGGCAGAUUCAAAUUCAGAUUGGUACGAUUGGGUUCUCAGGCGUAUCCAGUUAUCGACAGCGCAGGGCGUUUUGAUUACGCUUGCGGGAGUUGCAUAUGAAGCAGAAACUGCGUAUGACAUAUACAAUACUUGUUGGAAUCAGCAAGCCCCUGAAGCAUAUUUCAGGACAAUUAGGUAUGCUAUUACAAGAUGGCGUAUAGAACUAUUGGCGUUAAGUAAAGCUACAGGAUGGUAUGAAAGAGACGAAAAAUCAAACAUCGAGAUAUCAGCAUAG